This is a messenger RNA of Ceratosolen solmsi marchali, 1326 nucleotides long. RefSeq names its product Rhodopsin 5 (gene Rh5). Gene Ontology annotation, biological process: G protein-coupled receptor signaling pathway; visual perception. The transcript is spliced from 8 exons. Gene Ontology annotation, cellular component: membrane. NCBI's taxonomy places the organism in Eukaryota, Metazoa, Arthropoda, Insecta, Hymenoptera, Agaonidae. The coding region runs from base 1 to 1176 and encodes 391 amino acids. The record is from RefSeq and is a predicted model, not a curated record. Gene Ontology annotation, molecular function: G protein-coupled receptor activity.
AUGUAUUUCAACGAGAGUCGCAUGUUGAAUCCUAUGGCGUUUGUGGGGAUGGGCGGUUUGGGCUCACUGGGAGUCGCUGGUGUUGGCCAAGUACCACAAGUGCAGGAACAUUUACUCGGCUGGAAUCAUCCACCGGAACACAUGGACAUCGUUCACCCCCAUUGGCGUGGAUUUUUAGCACCAGGGCGGUACUGGCACAUCGGUCUCGCUCUAAUUUACUUCAUGUUGCUCGUUAUGUCAUUCAUCGGCAACGGUUGCGUCGUUUGGAUAUUUAGCACAUCAAAACUAUUGCGAACUCCCUCGAACCUCUUUAUUAUAAAUUUGGCGUUAUUCGAUCUCGUGAUGGCGCUGGAGAUACCAAUGUUAAUAGCAAAUAGCUUUGUCGAGCGAAUGAUCGGUUGGAAUCUAGGUUGUGACAUUUAUGCAGCGCUCGGCAGUAUUUCCGGAAUUGGUUCGGCCAUUACUAAUGCGGCUAUUGCCUACGAUCGAUACAGGACUAUUUCCUGUCCAAUUGACGGAAGGCUAAACGGUAAGCAAGCUGCCGUUAUAGUGGCAUUCACAUGGUUCUGGUCGAUGCCUUUCACUAUUCUGCCCUUCGCCAAAAUUUGGGGCCGAUAUGCCACAGAGGGAUUUUUGACGACUUGCAGCUUCGAUUUUUUGACCGAUGAUCCGGAUACUAAAGUAUUCGUAGCUUCAAUUUUCUGCUGGUCUUAUUGCAUACCCAUGAGUUUAAUAAUUUACUUUUAUUCGCAAUUAAUUAAAUCCGUUAAGCGACACGAGAAAAUGCUUCGGGAGCAGGCUAAAAAAAUGAAUGUUAAAUCUCUGGUUUCCAAUCAAGAUAAAGAGAGAAGCGUCGAGAUGAGAAUAGCCAAAGUUGCCUUUACAAUCUUCUUUCUAUUUGUUUGUGCCUGGACACCGUACGCCGUUGUAACAAUGAUCGGUACAUUUGGCAACCGAGAAUUAAUAACUCCAUUUUCGAGUAUGCUCCCAGCCGUAUUUGCAAAGGUCGUAUCUUGCAUUGAUCCCUGGGUAUACGCAAUCAAUCAUCCAAGAUACCGACAGGAGCUAACGAAGCGUUGCCAAUGGAUGGGCAUCAACGAACCGGAUGGCAACGCUAGUACAACCGCAGAGACUGUUUCCGUAACGACGGAGAAGCUUAAAGCCGAUGACCCUUAAGCAUUAAGCAAAACGAGGGGUAGUCUACGGUUGGCAAAGGCGAGAUCUAUGAUUAUCGGCCACCACACGAUUAUUAUGACAGUAUCUCGCUACUUCUCAACCGUAGAUUAGACUGGAAUAAAAUAAAAGAAGCCAGACACAAAAAUCGAU